AGACUCAUAGGAUUGAUUGAUGAUGCCGGAGUUGAAACUACUUAAAAAGAUGCACACACAUUGUUACCUUCACUUUUUUAAAUUUAAACCAGUGGAUUCUUUUGUUACAGUGUGAUUAAAAAGUUUGUACUGCAUAAUUUAAAAUUUGACCAGAAUUAAAGGAACUUUCAUGUUACCUGAUUUCACACCUCAAGCUAAUUUCAAAAGUCUGCUAAUUGAUUUUCACCUUGAAUACAAAUGAAUGGAAGUCAAUGGCUGACUUGACUGGGAGGGUAAAUACAUAUACCAGUUAAAAUAGCUUAAGUUUGAACCUAAAUUGUGUGACCGUGCAGUUAUAAUGUAACGUAAAUGGCUUUACAGGGAGAAAAAUGAACAAUACAGAAAGAAAACAACAAACCAAGAAUUUUCUGAAGGUUUUACUUCAACUGUUUUGUACUGCGCCAGCCAUUGACUUCCAUUACUUUUCUGUACAGUAUGACAAUCAAAUAGCAGACUUUUGAAAGUUGCUUAAGGUGGGGAAUCAAUCAUAGUAAAUAUCAAAUCUGAAAAAAUGGAAUGGCUGGAAAUCAAUGGCUGCAUAGAAUAUCAAAAGAAAAUCAAAAUCUUCAACACAAUUGUAUGGUUUGCAAAAUGUUCUGCUGUGAUGUAAAGUACUGUAGAUGUGAACAUGGUCCUCUUGACUGGAAGUUAUCGGUCUGUACUAAUUCUUCCAGAACUUUAAAGACUGUGACGAUGACAGUCUGCUCUCCCUGUGUGGUUUCAUUAUUCCUGUCAGCUGAAAGAAUCAUUUAAAGGUCAGGGAGUUUCUACAUCUGAUCCUUUCAACCAAAGCUUCCCCCGACUUUCUAAGACUUUUCUAUAGGCACGCGUCCCUGAGGGUGGGGAGAGGGGUGCGGGCCUGUUGUAGCCAUUGUACCCCAAGGAGCCAAUGAGAGAGUGAGCGUGUGCCGGGUCAGCGGUAUAAAUAGUGUCAGACUCUUGGAGGCAGCACAAACACUCUUCUUUGGACUUUCUGAUCACAUCAGCCAAACUGUAAGCUAAAGCAUCACCAUGCAGUCUCCUGGAAAAUCUCUGAAGGAAGCUCUGCUCUGUGCUCAGGGUGAAGAUCGACUCACUGUUGGAGUCUAUGAGAGCGCUAAAAUCAUGACUGAUGACCCGGACAGUGUGUCCUUCUGCGUCCUGGCCAUGGAUGAGGAGUUUGAGUGUGACAUCGCUCUGCAGAUCCACUUCACCCUCAUCCAGUCCUUCUGCUUCGACAACGACAUCAGCAUCGUCAGAGUGAGCGACAUGCAGCGUCUGGCUGAGAUUGUUGGUGACAAGGCGGAGCAGCUUGAAGAUGCCCACUGUGUCCUCAUCACGAACCCAGCUGAUGGGUCUUGGGAGNGCCGUGCUGCCUGGACGGGAAUCCUCCUCAGGAGUGUCCAGGGAUGA
Molecule: messenger RNA, 1431 nt
Organism: Epinephelus lanceolatus (giant grouper)
Lineage: Eukaryota; Metazoa; Chordata; Actinopteri; Perciformes; Serranidae
Product: growth arrest and DNA damage-inducible protein GADD45 gamma-like
Biological process (GO): regulation of cell cycle
Cellular component (GO): nucleus; cytoplasm
Source: RefSeq, a predicted model, not a curated record